This is a messenger RNA of Chara braunii, 1007 nucleotides long. NCBI's taxonomy places the organism in Eukaryota, Viridiplantae, Streptophyta, Charophyceae, Charales, Characeae. The record is from the annotation of a GenBank genome assembly.
CGCGGGUGCGUUGCAUAUUCCCAUAGGACAUCUGACCCACUGCCACGUGCCCUCGAACAAGACAAAGGCCGUUUUGGGCCUGUCUUCCGGUUGUGGAGCAUAGGCGACUAGAGCCGAUGACAUCCAGAAGGUCGUCGAUACGAGAGAUCUGGGGUGAUCUGGCGACUGAGGUUACAAUCACCUUCCCCGGGGAUUUUGCAGGAGGAGGGGGUACCAUCAGCAACACCUGUGGAGGGGGAGGUGGCAGCAACGAAGGGGGACGUAGUAGCAGCAGCAGCAGCAGCAGUGGAGGGGGAGGUGGCAACAGUGGAGGAGGAGAUAGCAGCAGCGGCGGAGGAGGAGGCACCAUCAGCAGCCGUAGUGGAGGGGAGGUGGCAGCAGCGGAGGAGGAUAUAGCCGCAGCGGCACAGGUGCCGGAUGUUGCCAUGAAUCGUGAUGGUGCGGACGACGCUGAGGGUGGUGAGGCCGUCGAGGAACACCUCGUGCAGCAGUUCAUCACGGAGGAGCUCGAUCCGGUCGUGGCGGGUAUCACCUCGGGUGUGGCGAGGGGGUUGGGGAUGUUGGAUUCGGAGAUGGGGACCCACUUCGACUUUGACAUGUCGACGGGCCUUCCCCCUAGUUGUGGCGGGGCGGCAUCGACGGAUCGGGCGCCAUCGAGGGGCGAGGCGGAAAGCGAGAAGGGGACGCAGACCCCGAGAGACAGAACGACGUCAGAGUCUCCAGAUGCAACACGCGACAUCAUGGAGCGAGAGAGGGCUCGACUGAUGGCAUCCAACGACCCUCGUGCUCAGGCAUUCGUACGGGCCUUGGAGGAGCGCAGGCGACGAGAGAGAGGGAGAGAUGUUGGGCAAGGUGGGGCAGUGGUGGGGGAGGACGCUAUGAAGGUCGUGGCAGCAAAGGCGGAGGAGGGUAUGGAGGGUGGGCCAUAACCAGUGGAUGAGGCUAUGGAGGGUGGAGAGGGGCGAUACAGGGGGCCUGGAGACGCACUGGUGGCAGCUCAUGAGACA